AUGGAUGUGUUUAUAAAUUUCCAGGGGCCUAAAAAUGAAGUGGAGGAGAAACUGUUACUGGCCUGCUCGACCAGUGAUAUUCCCGCCAUUGCCAAAAUGCUGGCGAAAAAGGAGGAAAUUAACUUCGAUUGUGUGGAUUUGCUGGGUAGAACUCCACUACAGCUGGCCGUGGAAAAUGAGGAUAUAGAGGCGACAAAGUUGCUGUUACCUUACUGUGAGAAAAGAAACAUCGAGGACUGCCUUUUGUUCGCUAUCAGUCUCUCCAGUGAGAAUCUCGCUAUGGCCAUGUUAAAACAUCCCAGAUAUAUCGACAUUGACGCUCAAAAUCGCAAACUCGCGGACAGCUCUUCUUUCGAUGUUUUGCCCAGCAACUCAAAGUUUCCCACCAACACCACACCGCUCGUGCUGGCGGCCGAACAAAAUUUGUAUGAGGUGGUGCGCCACCUGUUGGUGGAAGGGCACACUAUUUGUAAACCUCAUCCGUUGUCUUGCCCAUGCGUGACAUGCGCAAAGAAGAGCAAAGCUGACUACUUCCGGUUCGCUCACGAACGUUUGAACGCUUACAGAGGUUUGGCGAGUGAGUGUUAUUUGAGUCUCUCAAGUGACGACCCAAUUCUGGACGCUUUCAUGCUGAGGAAAACGUUCCUUAAGUUAGCAGAAACAGAGGAACAUUUUAAAAGCGAGUACUGUGAUCUGGCGAAGGCUCUGAGUGUGUUCAGCGUCAAACUCCUGAACAAAGUGAUCGGUGACAAUGAACUGGACACCAUCUUGGACAAAGUCGGCUCCAAAGACCAGGACAAAUACGCUCCACUAGGGAGAGUGAAACUGGCGGUGAAACUACAGGAGAAAAGGUUCGUUGCCCAUCCUAGCUGUCAGAUGAGACUGAAGAAACUCUGGUAUGAAGACUUUCCCAUCCUGGGCCGGGGGCCCUUUCUCAAGCGGGCUGCCAUCGUGAUCUUGUUUGUCCUCUGCUACCCAUUCUUAGCCGCCGCUUACAUCUGUGCACCAAAGUUUAAGCACAUCAAAUUCAUGAGAUCCCCGUGCGCCAAGUUCAUCGCGCAUGUGUACUUCUACCUGAUGUUACUGGGACAGCUCCUAUGGACGACCAUCGUGGCUUUGCCUUACCGGUCAGAAAAUAAUGCCAGCUGGGACAUGAACGUAACACAGUCUUACUUCCGGACGAACGCAAAUGGUUCUUACCUUCUUCGCAGCGGCCAAGCUACCACUGUCCACUAUCUGAUAUUCGUCUGGGUGCUAGGUCUGCUGUGGCAAGAAGUGAAAGAGCUAUACCGAGACGGCUGGAGAGAGCAUUUCUCCGCAAUACUCAACUGGGUGGACGCCAUCAUGCUUACAACAUAUCUUGUGUCUUUUGGUUUCCGUUUUUAUGCAGUCAGCAUGGUGCAGAUUUCCACGGAAUAUUUCCGGGAGUACCAGCACAGUGAUGUAUACAACAUGACAUUAACGCCUAUAGAACUACUGGAUUUGGGAGACUCGAUGGCGGAGUAUUAUUACAAAUGGCUCAAUCCAGAUAGGUAUUAUUGGUCAAAUUACGACCCUGUGAUCUGUGCCGAGGGCCUGUUUGCCAUUGCCAAUGUUCUUGACUUCACCAGGUUCGCUUCCUUACUACCGGCCUUUGAGGCUCUAGGAACGUUGCAGAUAUCGUUCGGUUAUAUGAUGAAGGACAUCCUUCGCUUCAUGGGCCUGUUUGGCCUCGUCCUCGUUGCCUUUAUGGUGGGCCUGGCUAACCUUUACUGGUUCUAUGGAAUCGCCAGCCGUCAAUCUGUGGAACUCUCUGCUCACGACGCGUCUACUGCAGAAGCCUACUUCGGAAACAUCGGCUCAACCUUCAAUUACUGCUUUUGGUCCUUAUUUGGGAUGGGGGAGAGUGACGCUCCGGAUCUGACGUCAUACAGGGAAAUUCCCUUCACGGAAACCAUCGGCUACAUCCUGUAUGGCGUGUUCAUGGUGUGCUGUGUCAUCGUUCUCCUGAAUCUGCUGAUUGCCAUGAUGAGUCUCUCGUUUAGUCAGAUACAGGACGACGCAGAUGUUGAAUGGAAGUUCUCGCGCACACAGCUAUUCUUCGACUACAUGUUUCCCGGGGCAACACUUCCAGUUCCGCUUAACCUCAUACCGACUCCCAAAACCGUGUUUUAUGCUUUCAAAUUUAUAUGUGGCUGCUGCAAACGAAAGAAAAACAAAACACAGGAUCUCGAUAAAGACGAGAUAGAAACAUCUUCAGACGGAAGUACUGAGGCCACAGGAGUGAGUCCUCAAAACGGAACGCUGGUAGCUGUAAACGGAACCAAUCAAAAAUUUGAGAUUAAAACUCAGACAAAGUAUAAGAUCGUAAUAUCCCGUAUUGUAAGACGGUUCAUCAACGAUGCGAGCACGAGUAAAGACGACAAUAAUGAAGAUGAUAAUUUAAAGCAUGACUUGUUAAGGAUCCGUCGUGAGUUGACAAAUGCACUGGAGAUGAGAGCCAGAGAAAUAGAGCAAUGUCGAAAAGAUAUAGCGGCCACAAAAAACACAUUCGUGGCAGACCUUAGCGCCUGCAGAACGGCCAUCAGCAGGGUGGAAGCGUCCAUAACCAACAUCGCUGUUAUGCUGUCAAAACAGGCUGAAGAAAAAGAAGUUCCUCGACAGAUUGAUAGGCGGGGCUCCAUCCCCGCUGCCAUGACGACUCAGGUGACGUCACCUUUAGCGUCAGCGCAGGUGGACGCGCGCCAGGCUUUAGAAGCGCGUGUGGGAACGCCGGCUCCCGUGUUGGCGGCGCAGACGAACAGCUCGUCCACCAAACUGGGCGCCAUCGUCCCUGCGGUGGUGAACAAUCCAGCCAAAUACUCACCACCUUAA
Molecule: messenger RNA, 2853 nt
Organism: Liolophura sinensis
Lineage: Eukaryota; Metazoa; Mollusca; Polyplacophora; Chitonida; Chitonidae
Product: short transient receptor potential channel 7-like
Exons: 14
Coding region: 1-2853 (950 amino acids)
Biological process (GO): calcium ion transmembrane transport; regulation of cytosolic calcium ion concentration
Cellular component (GO): plasma membrane; cation channel complex
Molecular function (GO): store-operated calcium channel activity; inositol 1,4,5 trisphosphate binding; protein binding
Source: RefSeq, a predicted model, not a curated record